AUGCCUUCCGACUUUUCCUUGACACCGCCUACGAUAGACAAAGGAACAUUUGCGUUCGCGAGAAUUCAGGGAGAGAUAUGCCUAGUGCAGGUGUCGUCUUCAACACCUGCUCAGUCGGCAUUGGCAACAGUUGACGUGAAAAUUUUCCGUCACGAAUUCAUCACAAUAUUUCGUCUUUCAACAACGACGACAUUACAUCCAUCAGAUAUCCAGAUUAUGGAACACAUUGAUGAGAAGCUUGUGUAUCACGAGGAGGAAAACGGGACGGUGUUUCUUGCGAGGGACGUUAUGGAACGGUUAAGGAAGCUCACGUUGCCGGUUUUUCCUAUCUCCCCUCGUCGUGUAGCACGGCCAUCAAGUUGGAGACAGUCUAUAGGAAAAUCGUGA
This is a messenger RNA of Lentinula edodes (shiitake mushroom), 387 nucleotides long. RefSeq lists its product as uncharacterized. The record is from RefSeq and is a predicted model, not a curated record. The coding region runs from base 1 to 387 and encodes 128 amino acids. Lineage: Eukaryota; Fungi; Basidiomycota; Agaricomycetes; Agaricales; Omphalotaceae. The transcript is spliced from 2 exons.